Colletotrichum fioriniae is the source of this 600-nucleotide messenger RNA. RefSeq lists its product as uncharacterized. The record is from RefSeq and is a predicted model, not a curated record. Gene Ontology annotation, cellular component: SIN/MEN two-component GAP complex; mitotic spindle pole body. Lineage: Eukaryota; Fungi; Ascomycota; Sordariomycetes; Glomerellales; Glomerellaceae. Gene Ontology annotation, biological process: mitotic spindle orientation checkpoint signaling; regulation of Ras protein signal transduction. Gene Ontology annotation, molecular function: GTPase activator activity.
AUGAAUAAGGACAAGACUCCGCAACAUCUUCAGGGCAUGUUCUACAACCCCGACACCUACCGUUGGGAAGGCAACGAAAAUGUCUUGAACGCGUUCGACCCACCCGCAUCGUCCCCAUCGCCAACAUCGAUGCCGCCACACGUGGUGCGAGAUAAAGAAUCUUCCUCUACGCCUCGGCCGGCUCUGAUCACGAACAUAAGCCACACGAAGGGCGUGCAGGUUGUGGGCGGCAUGGUCUUCGACCCACAGAACAUGUGCUGGCUCAAGCUCGGUCCGCAGACGAAUACCAAGUCUGAGAUACCCGACCCCAUGGACGGCUUCAAUGCUUUGGACGAUGAUGAGGACGUCUUCAAGGACAUUCCCGAUCUCGAUGACAACCCAGGCGACUCCAAGGAACCCGGUCGCGUCAGCGAAGUCAAGGACGAGUGGCUCGUCGGGGAAGAAUUCGAUGUCGGUCCUGAGUUCGUCCGGAGACAGCGCGAAGAAGAAGACCGGUGGCGAAAGAAAUGCGAGAAGUGGCUCGGUGUCGGUGACCGAGACCGCGAAGCUGCGAGAUGGGCGAUCCGUGACAUCCUACUUCAUCAGAGGGCUGCCCAGUAG